Owenia fusiformis is the source of this 1230-nucleotide messenger RNA. NCBI's taxonomy places the organism in Eukaryota, Metazoa, Annelida, Polychaeta, Sabellida, Oweniidae. The record is from the annotation of a GenBank genome assembly.
UAAUUCUUUCCAUUUUGUAAUUUCAGAAAACUCCAGAAAAUCAGCCUAAAUAGAAUGAACAAAAGAUUAUUGGUACUUGGAAGGCAAGUGUGUCGCCAAUCCGGUCAAGAGCCGCCAUCUUUAAGACUCUUAGUUGUCAGUGCUAUCCAUGGCCACAAAUCCAAAGGAAACUAUUCCCAAGAGAUAAGCGCAAGGAAAUUGCAUACAUUUAAACGCAAGAAUGCUAGGGCAUUGGGAGACCCUGAAAACAGAGGGAGUCGUCAAAGUGGAGUAAAUUUUGACGUCCUUGGAUCAUGGAAUCACAGAAUCAAUACAUCUUUAGAUAUUGAACAAAGUAUAAAACGUGGGAAACCGAUCCCUCAGAUUGCACUAGAAAAUGUUGCUACUGCAUCAAUGACAGGCAGACGUAAAAGCAACGAGGACAGAGUCCAGGUUCAGAAACUGAGUCCCAAUCUGUUGUAUUUCGCGAUGUUUGAUGGCCAUGGAGGCCCCGAAGCAGCUGAUUACUGCCAUGAACAUUUACACGAGCGCAUCUUGUACUGGUCAGAGAGGGAGCAUGAUUUGCAGAAUGUGCUGAAGAUUUCUUUCAUUGAGACAAAUAACAUGUUGUCUAGAUACCUCUACUUUAGACAUUUAGCUGAGGGUACCCAUGAAAUUACUAACACCGGAACCACUGCCACAGUGUGUUUGAUACGCAACAAUGAGGAGUUGGUUGUCGGCCAUGUUGGGGACAGCCCUGCCCUGUUGUGUCGAGAAGAUCAUGUAGUGCGUCUGACAGAUGACCACUCACCAGAUGUCACUGCCGAGGUCGAAAGAAUCAAAAAACACAAGGGACUGAUCUCGUAUAACAGUCUCGGAAAGCCUACUGUGAAUGGACGUCUUGCGAUGACUAGAAGUAUUGGAGAUUUUGAGUUCAAACCUUAUGGAGUCACUGCCGAGCCUGACACCAGGUCACUUGAGAUCAAACAUGGAAAAGACGCUUUUCUCAUUCUAACAAGUGAUGGUGUUAAUUUCGUUGUGAGUGAUCAAGAAAUUAUUGAUAUAGUCAUAAACUGCAACAGUCCUAAAGAGGGUGCGAAUCUCGUCGCUGAUCAGGCGUUACAGUUCGGAUCAGAUGAUAACGUUACAACAUUAAUUGUUCCAUUUGGUGCAUGGGGGAAAUAUGCUAAUUCUGCAAGGGCCGUGCCAUACAGUUUUGGACGCAAUAUUAUGACAACAAGAUACUCCUGA